AUGGCUUUGUCGAGGCUUUCCAGUCAGAUACGAUUGCGUGGAGGCGCCGCAACCAUAUUCAAAUUGUACAAGGAAUCGUUCACUCCGCAAUUAGCGAAUAUGUGCAAUGUUAAUGAUAGUAAAAGUGAUACUGACGGUUGCACGAAUGAGACUUGUUCUGGCACUGACUCCAAGGAUGAUUUUAAUCCUGAUGAUCCUUUUGAUUUGCAGGGAGACUUCCGCAUUGAGAAAGACACUUUUGGAGAACUGAAGGUUCCUUCGAAUAAAUAUUAUGGGGCCCAAACUGUUAGGUCUGUACUUAAUUUUCCCAUUGGAGGAGAGUUUGAAAGGAUGCCAUAUCCUGUCAUCAUAGCUAUGGGGAUAUUGAAAAAAGCUGCUGCCCUAGUCAACAAAGAGUACGGUCUCGAAGACAAAAUAGUCGACGCCAUUGUCAAAGCCGCCGACGAGGUCAUCUCCGGCAAAUUGUACUGCGACCAUUUCCCCUUAGUAAUCUGGCAAACUGGAUCCGGAACCCAAACCAACAUGAACACCAACGAAGUGAUCAGCAACCGUGCAAUCGAAAUACUGGGCGGUAAAUUGGGCUCGAAAACCCCCGUCCAUCCCAACGACCACGUCAACAAGAGCCAGAGCAGCAACGAUACGUUUCCCGCUGCCAUGCACAUUGCCACCGCCAUAGAGAUCGAAAACACCCUGUUGCCGGGCAUGGAGCAGCUCGCCGACGCUUUGGAAAAGAAAAAGUGCGAGUUUAAAGACAUCAUCAAGAUCGGCAGGACGCACACUCAAGACGCCGUCCCCCUCACCUUGGGACAGGAGUUCAGCGGCUACGAACAACAGAUGAGAUUCGGAAUCGAUAGAGUAAAAGACACUUUACCUAGGUUGUACAUGUUGGCUUUGGGCGGUACUGCUGUCGGUACGGGUUUGAACACGAGAAAAGGUUUCGACAAAAAAGUGGCGGAGAAAAUCGCUGAACUUACUGGAUUACCGUUCGUUACCGCACCGAAUAAAUUCGAAGCUUUGGCCUGCCAUGACGCUAUAGUAGAAGUUUCCGGUGCGCUCAAUACCGUCGCCUGUUCGUUGAUGAAAAUCGCCAACGACAUCAGAUUCUUGGCGUCUGGUCCGCGAUGCGGUUUGGGCGAACUCGCCCUGCCCGAAAACGAGCCGGGCAGUUCGAUCAUGCCGGGAAAGGUGAACCCCACGCAAUGCGAAGCCAUCACCAUGGUGGCCGCGCAGGUGAUGGGCAACCACGUGGCCUGCACCAUCGGCGGAUCGAACGGCCACUUCGAGUUGAACGUGUUCAAGCCGAUGAUGGUGGCGAACACGCUGAGAUCCAUCAGGUUGAUUGGGGACAGCUCCAAGUGCUUCGCGAAGAACUGCGUUCAGGGCAUCGUGGCCAACAAGGAGAAGAUCAGCAAGCUGUUGCACGAGAGUCUGAUGCUGGUGACGGCGCUGAAUCCGCACAUUGGGUACGAUAAGGCCGCUCUGAUAGCGAAAACCGCGCACAAGGAUAACUCGACGCUGAAGAAGACGGCCGUGAAGCUGAAGAUUCUCACCGAGCAGCAGUUCGAUGAGUGGGUCAAGCCCGAGAACAUGUUGGGUCCUAAGUAA
Messenger RNA from Phyllotreta striolata, 1605 nucleotides. Lineage: Eukaryota; Metazoa; Arthropoda; Insecta; Coleoptera; Chrysomelidae. The record is from the annotation of a GenBank genome assembly.